UGUCAAUUUUGUGUAUCCAUACAUGUAGGUGGUGGGAGGAGGAGAUCGUUUGAUCGAGACGUAGUGGUUUUUACGUAAAUGCAUGUGGACGGGAAAGACGAAACGAUGAUAGCGUAGUGGGUGUUCCCCGUGGAUCGCGGCCCCUUCGCGGCCGACGCAUCAUGUCACAGUUCUCCUUCAGAGGAUCGCCAAAUUUACAGUGCCCCGUGACAGUGAGCUCGUCGUCCGUAGCACCGUCGUCGUCGGCGUCGCCGGGUUCCGGCUUGCUGCUGAGCCCCUCGUCGUCCCUGCAGCUGAGUGCCGGCGGCGGUGGUGGGACCCCCUCGUCGAGCAUCACGACGCUGCCAACCCCACCGUCCUCCUCGUCGUCGUCCUCGGUAGCGGCCCACCAUCACCCGCUCGGGGUAAGAAUGGCAGUGACGAGCGCGGUGGUAAGGCCGCCCGGUGGCAGCCCGUCGGCCGUCGCCUCGGUCAGUCCGGCGUCGCACCAGAGCGGCGGCAGCGGCCCGAACAACAACAACAACAACAACAACAGUGGCUCGGGGGGCGGGGCAGGGUCGCAGCAGCCGGGCAGGUGUUGCGACACGGGCAGGCCCAUAUUCACGGAUCCGUUGACAGGGCAGACGGUGUGCUCGUGCCAGUACGAGCUCCUAGGGGGCUACCAGAGGCUCGGGGCCAUACCCACGGCCGCGCUGUCAAUGUACAGCGCGCCUUACGCAGCGGCUGCGGCUGCCGCUGCCAGCGAGGGCAUGGCUGCGUACUUUCCCGGUCUCGGGGCCGAGCAGGCGCCCUUUUACACGUCCACGAGUCUCGUUGCAACAACUCGCUACGGUAUGGACCUUAACGGGGCGAGGCGGAAAAACGCGACGCGCGAGACGACGAGCACGUUGAAGGCCUGGCUGAACGAGCACAAGAAAAACCCGUACCCGACCAAGGGCGAGAAGAUCAUGCUGGCGAUAAUAACGAAGAUGACGCUGACGCAGGUCUCGACGUGGUUCGCCAACGCGAGGAGGCGCCUCAAGAAGGAGAACAAGAUGACGUGGGAGCCGAGGAACAGGGUCGAGGAUGAGGACAACAACAACGAGGACGACGACAGCGGGAGGAAGAGCGUCGAGAAGGACAGGCUCGACUCAAAAGACUCGGGUACGGGCUCGAGCGAGGACGGCGAGCGAGGCGGGUCCGCCAGCCACAGGCUCGAUCUACUCCACGGAAGCGGCGGCCCGGGAUCGGGCCCCGGCCGAACCGAGAGCGAGUGGAGCGAGUCCCGCGCGGACAGCGGGCCCGACAGUCCCGAGUGCCUCUACGACCAACGCGAGCCACCACCGAGGCACCUCCACCACCCGCUCCACCUGCAGCACCACCCGGCCUUCCUCACCGGCUCGUCGCCACACGGCCGCUUGACACGCCAGCCACCGUCGUCGCCCGACCACCACCAGCACCUCCACCACGCCCACCACCACCACCAGUCGAUACCCCCGAGCACGAGCACCUCCGGGACGACGGGCACCGGCACGACCAAGCCCCGCAUCUGGUCCCUCGCUGACAUGGCCAGCAAAGACGCCGACCACCCCCACCAACAACCCAGUCCGAGUCCCCAGCAACAACUCCUCGGCUCGCCUUACGCUUCCUCCGGCGGCGGUGGGACCAACCCCGGCGGCGGCAAGAUCGUCAGUCCCCUGGCCAGCCGGCUACCACCCCACCACCCCCUCCACCCGGCCAUGCACCCGGGCAGCCAGUUUGUGAGGCACCACCCGGACUUUUACCGGAACUUUUACGGCGGGCCCCACCUCGGCUCGGGCGACAUGUCCCUGCUCGAGACGUACCAGAGGACCCUGGGCGGCCUCGGUGGAGUGAUGCCACCGACCAGCGUGGCCCCGGGCCUACUCGCCUCCUCGUCGGGCGUCCAGGCCAGUCUCAAGGGCUUCUCGAUCAACGGUGCCGGGACCCCGGGUGGCUCGGUCCUUCUGACUACGGCCUCGUCCGGGGUGUCGCCCUCGUCCUCGUCGACCGGCUCGUCCAACGGCUCGGACCAGUCGCCCGGCCUCGCGUCCACGGAGCUCAAGUCGCCCGGGCGCGUCUGA
Copidosoma floridanum is the source of this 2081-nucleotide messenger RNA. RefSeq names its product iroquois-class homeodomain protein mirror (gene mirr). Gene Ontology annotation, biological process: cell development; neuron differentiation; regulation of transcription by RNA polymerase II. Gene Ontology annotation, cellular component: nucleus. NCBI's taxonomy places the organism in Eukaryota, Metazoa, Arthropoda, Insecta, Hymenoptera, Encyrtidae. The record is from RefSeq and is a predicted model, not a curated record. Gene Ontology annotation, molecular function: DNA-binding transcription factor activity, RNA polymerase II-specific; RNA polymerase II cis-regulatory region sequence-specific DNA binding.